This is a messenger RNA of Pneumocystis murina B123, 390 nucleotides long. RefSeq lists its product as hypothetical. The annotation marks the transcript as partial. NCBI's taxonomy places the organism in Eukaryota, Fungi, Ascomycota, Pneumocystomycetes, Pneumocystales, Pneumocystaceae. The transcript is spliced from 2 exons. The record is from RefSeq and is a predicted model, not a curated record.
AUGAGGAUUGCAUUUUUUGCGCUUUUUGCGCAACUUAGUUAUGUCUUGGGGAGUUUUUUAAGAGAUAGAGAUUUGCCAAAUGAGGAAGAUGUUUAUGGUUAUGAAAAUUUUGGGUUGGAUCCCAAUUCACCGGAACCGAGUGAAUUUUUAAAUAUUAUAGAAAUGCUUCGAAAUGCAAAGCGAUUAGGAAGUGGGAAGAUUAACCAGGGUCAAUUUCUCUCGAAUCGUAAGGCUAGGAGAGAUUUUGAUUUGUGUCGUUCUUGCAAUCGUCCGGGAGUUGAUUAUUUCAGGAAGAGUGAUUAUGAUGGUUUCUUUUCUGAAGAUUUCUCCUCUGAAGAUUAUUCUCAGGACAAGCGAUGGGUAGAGGAAGUCGCCCAGAAAGAGGCGGCG